Teleopsis dalmanni is the source of this 928-nucleotide messenger RNA. It is a transcript of the gene CkIIbeta, whose product is annotated as casein kinase II subunit beta. Gene Ontology annotation, molecular function: protein kinase regulator activity. The transcript has 7 exons. The record is from RefSeq and is a predicted model, not a curated record. Gene Ontology annotation, cellular component: protein kinase CK2 complex; cytoplasm. NCBI's taxonomy places the organism in Eukaryota, Metazoa, Arthropoda, Insecta, Diptera, Diopsidae. Bases 154 to 846 code for a protein of 230 amino acids.
UUUUGCUGGCAGUACUAUAAAUUUUGUUAGUUGACAAGGUAUAUCUUUGUAUUUCAUUUUAACAUUAUACAACGAAAAAUAUCAUCGACUGUAGAAGAAUCGAUAUUUCAUUCUAUUCCUAUAAGCGUGGCUAGACAAAGCGUUAAAAGAAAAAUGAGCAGCUCUGAGGAAGUCUCUUGGGUUACCUGGUUUUGCGGAUUGCGCGGCAAUGAGUUUUUUUGUGAAGUUGAUGAAGAUUACAUUCAAGAUAAAUUUAAUUUGACUGGCUUAAAUGAGCAAGUGCCAAAUUAUCGGCAAGCCCUUGAUAUGAUUCUCGAUUUAGAACCAGAGGAUGAACUUGAAGAUAAUGCGGUACAAUCAGAUAUGACAGAACAAGCAGCAGAAAUGCUUUAUGGAUUAAUUCAUGCUCGUUACAUCCUUACAAAUCGUGGGAUUGCACAAAUGAUCGAAAAAUAUCAAACUGGUGAUUUUGGUCAUUGUCCACGAGUAUAUUGUGAAAGCCAGCCUAUGUUGCCAUUGGGUCUUUCUGAUAUACCAGGUGAAGCUAUGGUUAAAACAUAUUGCCCAAAAUGUAUUGAUGUUUACACUCCAAAAUCAUCACGCCAUCAUCAUACAGAUGGUGCAUAUUUCGGCACAGGAUUUCCUCAUAUGCUUUUUAUGGUUCAUCCUGAAUAUCGUCCUAAGCGUCCUACUAAUCAGUUUGUUCCAAGAUUAUACGGCUUUAAGAUUCAUAGUUUAGCCUAUCAAAUUCAGUUGCAAGCAGCCGCUAACUUUAAGAUGCCACUUAGAGCGAAGAGUUCAGAUUUGAAUACAUAUAUGUUUUCAAAAAGAGUACCUUUAAAUUAAUAAUCACUACGCAUCAAUUAACCUACUCGAGCAACGAAGAUAUACUCCAGCAUAUUGCUCUCGUAUUUUCGUAUAUAUUUAU